AUCAACUAAACAAAAAUCAGUCAUCAUGGGUCGUAUGCAUUCAUCUGGUAAAGGUAUUUCCUCCUCCGCUCUUCCAUACUCAAGAAACGCUCCAUCUUGGUUCAAGUUAACCUCUGAUGAAAUUGUUGAACAAGUCAUCAAGUAUGCCAGAAAGGGUUUAACUCCAUCUCAAAUUGGUGUUAUCUUAAGAGAUGCUCACGGUGUUUCCCAAUCCAAGGUUGUCACUGGUAACAAGAUCUUGAGAAUCUUAAAGUCUAACGGUUUAGCUCCAGAAAUCCCAGAAGACUUGUACUACUUGAUCAAGAAGGCUGUCUCUGUCAGAAAGCACUUGGAAAGAAACAGAAAGGACAAGGACUCUAAGUUCAGAUUAAUUUUGAUUGAAUCUAGAAUCCACAGAUUAGCCAGAUACUACAGAACCGUCUCUGUCUUACCUCCAAACUGGAAGUACGAAUCUGCUACUGCUUCUGCUUUAGUUGCUUAAGUUAAUUAAGUAUAUAAUUUAUUUAAUAUUUGUAUUUAUAAAACUUUAAGCUUUUUU
Messenger RNA from Spathaspora passalidarum NRRL Y-27907, 538 nucleotides. It is a transcript of the gene RPS13, whose product is annotated as 40S ribosomal protein uS15. The transcript has 2 exons. Gene Ontology annotation, biological process: translation. The coding region runs from base 26 to 481 and encodes 151 amino acids. Gene Ontology annotation, cellular component: cytosolic small ribosomal subunit; ribosome; nucleolus. Gene Ontology annotation, molecular function: structural constituent of ribosome; small ribosomal subunit rRNA binding. Lineage: Eukaryota; Fungi; Ascomycota; Pichiomycetes; Serinales; Debaryomycetaceae. The record is from RefSeq and is a predicted model, not a curated record.